AUGUCCAAAUUCGUCAUUCCUACAGCAUUAAAGGAGUUAAGAUUCCAUUUAUCACAAACCGGAGAAGCUUCAAUACCUGUAAGGAACUUCUUGACCAAGAAUUACGCCACCUUAAAGACUCAACUGGAUUACAAAUUACCAAUUUUAAUCAGAGAAAGUUACGGUAUUCCACCAACUUUAACUGCUAGAUUCGAAAAGGGUCGUGAAGUUAAGAACAGCUUAGAAGGAUUAGAUGAAGCUGGUGUUGCCAAGGCAUUGGCUGAUAUUUUAAAACAAUAG
This is a messenger RNA of Spathaspora passalidarum NRRL Y-27907, 279 nucleotides long. RefSeq lists its product as uncharacterized. NCBI's taxonomy places the organism in Eukaryota, Fungi, Ascomycota, Pichiomycetes, Serinales, Debaryomycetaceae. The record is from RefSeq and is a predicted model, not a curated record. The coding region runs from base 1 to 279 and encodes 92 amino acids. The transcript has a single exon.